Molecule: messenger RNA, 1257 nt
Organism: Rotaria sp. Silwood1
Lineage: Eukaryota; Metazoa; Rotifera; Eurotatoria; Philodinida; Philodinidae
Source: the annotation of a GenBank genome assembly
AUGUCGAAUACAACUUCGCCCACUGCCAAAUCAUCAUCCAAUUCAGCCCAAGUACAUUCAGCACAAGCUGAAAAUGUUCUUGUACAAUCGGUUGUUCAAAGCGAAACACAAUCGAAAGUUAGUAUUGCAAAUAACAAGAAGAUAGCAGAUCUUAUGGCACGUCUUGGAACAACUUAUCAUCAAGUUGAUAAAUAUUCACGUAAACGUACUGAAGAAAUUAAUGAAGCUGUUGCUGAAUCAAUUAAAAAGAUUGUUGCUGAAACACAGUUACAACAACAACAACUUCUUGAUGAUGCUAAUUUACGUACAAACGAAAUUGAAAAUGAAUUUAAAUCAAGAUUACAAGAAUAUGUUGCUAAACUUGAUAAUGAAAAAGCAGCUUUACUUGUUCAACUUGAAAGAGAUCUUGAUGUACGACAAGAAGCUAUACUUGAAUCAGCUCGUAAACGUAUUGAUGAUCUUAAUUCAGAGGCUAAUCGUCUAAAAAUGAAUGUUCUUAAAGACUGUCAAGCUCAAAGCAGUGCAGAAAUUACGAAAAUCACUGAACAAGUUGCUGCUCUUGAACAUCAAGAAGCGUCACGUCGUCUUGCAUCAACCACUACAACAACUAUUACAACUAAAUCAGUGGCUGCCGGUGAAACACAUGCUCACGAUCAUUCAGUAACAAAUGACAAAUCAACAACACAUGUCGAAACAUUGAAAUCAUCAAGCAGCUCAUCACCAACAUCUGAAUCUCUAUUCUUCAUCGCUUCAGUUGCCUUAUGGCAAGUAACCAAAGCACUUGUUAUUAAAGAUCAAGAAUCAGUGGCUGAUGUUGAUCAACCUACUACUGUUGUUGUCAAUACUGUACCAAGCAUUGAUGAUACGGUAUCUUCAGCAAUUGCAACUAACGAAGGUGAGAAACUAUCUGUACAAUCAGAUGACGAAGAAAAACACUACGCAUCAAAUGAUAAAAUUGAUGGUAAUGGUUUAAAUAAACGAAAUAGUGAAGACCAAAUGUUGACAUCGACAGUAGAAGUAAACGAAGUUGUCCAAACACCUUUAAAUGAUGACAAGGACGGUAGCGGUCUCACAUCAAUCAUAGAAGGAGACGAAAAGGAAACAAAAUCGGAAGAAGCACAAAAAUCAUGUGCUGCUAAUGAUGAAGAAACAAUGACAACGUCAACUACCGAAAGACAUUCUCAAGCUGAAGAAGUAGACGAAGAAGAGCCAGAUGAUGUUGGAAAAAGCGAAGAUGACCAGGAUGCUACUGACUAA